This is a messenger RNA of Musa acuminata subsp. malaccensis (wild Malaysian banana), 3586 nucleotides long. RefSeq lists its product as uncharacterized. The record is from RefSeq and is a predicted model, not a curated record. NCBI's taxonomy places the organism in Eukaryota, Viridiplantae, Streptophyta, Magnoliopsida, Zingiberales, Musaceae.
CAGAUCGAACUCUUUGUGCGGUGCAAACAAUAGUCAUCCAUCUCGGAACACACGCAGCACGACGCCGAGCUGGUUUCGAGUGCGAUGGAAGCGGCAUCGGGGGCGGCGGCCGGAGACGUAGAGAGCAGUGCUGCUGUGAAUCGCUGGACGGUGUCGACGAACUGGAUCGUCACCGGGGGAUCCCUCCAUGACGCCAUAUCCUUCGAGACUUCCGAGGAGGACGCCCCCACCGCCCCCGGGAUCUCGACGCCUCUUAUCCUCCUCAGGCCCCCGGCAGAAGCGGCGGCUGAGGAGGAAGAGCGCGGCUUCCUUCCCUGCGAGGUGACGGUUUGUUUGAAUAGAAAAUAUGAAAUACAUAGGAUAUAUGCUCGCAGUACAGCUCGAGUAUACGAGGUAUACUAUGCCACAGACAAGCAGAAUAAAUGCAAGGAAUAUCUGUGCACUGUGCGCUGUGGUGUUGCUUCUGAAGAAGUGACACCAUCUUCUGAUGUGGCUUCUUUCGAAUGUGAGAAUGGAAGUUAUGCAACUUCAGAUAAACAAGACAAGAUGUCUCUUGCUGAUAGUAACAGUAGCAAUGAGGAUGGCUGGGUAGAAGUGAAGAUACCUGACACCCCUUCACAUGAUCACAAAAUUAAUGUUCUACCAAGGAAAAUUGAUGGAAAUUCCAACACAGAUUGUCAGAUAUAUUAUGAGGCAACAGCUGAUAUUUCCGAUGCCAGUCCUUGUAUGUCUGUCACACUACGCUUCCUUUCACUUAAUACCAAGACUUGUGUCCAUGUGUCAGAGAUUUACAUAUAUGCUGACCCUGUUGAAACCGACACUCCAUGUGCUCCUGUCAGUAUGGGGGAAAAUUUUGGAGGAAAUUCUCUAUUGGCCAUGUUUAUGCCGAGUCUUUUGCAAUUAUCUAAAUCGGGAACUAGCACACAAGACAAAUUUUUUGGUGCCUCGGCAUUGCGUAAGUAUCAGUAUGGUGUGCAAAAGGAAGCCGAGCUAGUAAGCUCAGAUAUGGCAGUUGUUAUGCCACAAGAAGCAACAUCUGAUAAGGUAGAUUGUACACUGGGGCUUGAUCAUAAACAGGUUCAGUUAAAACCAGAAAAUACAUUUUCCACAUCAGACCAGAGGAUAACCGACCAAGAAGUACCAUCUUGCUCGGUGGAUCAAAAAUUGAAUCAAGUACGUGAUCAGAGUGAGAUAAAACCAGAAAACAUGCAGUUGGGAUCUAAUCAGAAAAUAACAGAGAGAGAACCAUCUUCAAGUACCUCUAUACAGGGAACCAAGGCAAGAACUGAAAAUGUACAAUCAACAUAUAGUGAGAAACAAAUUGGUCUUGUUCAUAUGUCAAAAUCAUCUGCUCAACAAGAAUACAAAGCAGGUGAUCGUAUUGAAAGGGUUCUGGAUGAACUUGUUUCGAGGGUGACAAGAAUAGAAGCAUUCUGUUCAAGAUUUGAGGAAAGCUUGUUAAAGCCGCUCAGUUGCAUCGAGACAAGACUUCAGAACCUGGAGAGGCUAUUUCACACUGCAGGAGGUCAGUUUCCUCGACAAGGUGCAUGUACAAGGAUAUCAGCCCCAGAAUUUUCAUCCGAUUUAGAAAAUGACAGUUUGAACCCUUCACCUGCAUCAGGGGAUAACGAUAAGGAUGAUACUGUUCUUCAUGAUCCACCAUUACCAGUUGAUGCCAUGCUGCAUCCAUCAUUACCGGCUUCUGGUGUUACAGGCUGUGUCCCGGAUUCUAGGAUAUACCCAGGUCUGGUACUUAAGGCACCUGAAUUCUCCAACGAAGAUGAUGAAUGUUUAAAGUAUGAUGCUGGUCUAGCUUCUGAUGCUAAUUGUAGUCAGGAUAAGAAGCUUUGUUCCACAGGCAACAAAGAUUCUGACGGUAUUAAAGAUGAUGUGAGUUUAGCUUCUGACUUGAACUGUAGUGAAGAUAAGAAGCUUUCAUCUUUUGACCACGCAUUAGCUUCGGCAUUGCAAGCAUUUUUAAGCUCAAAGCCCAACGCGACUGUGAUGGAACCUUACGAGAUUUGUGCUGGUGAUGAAAGUGUUCUCAAUCCUUCUCUUAUUAAAGUUCUCUCUAAUGGAGCUGACACUUCUGUCAGCACAUUGAAUGAAGUAAAGGACACCACGGUUAGUGACUCUUCAUUUCCAGUUUCAGGAGCUUCUGAAAGGUCUGUCAGAAAUCCUGAAUGCGAUACUGGUUGUAGUAUACGAGGCAUCUCAGAGGUCUCUGCUGCUUUAGAUGGCUCAUCAACACCUGUUGAUGCUUUGGUCUCUUUUUUGCCUGCCCCUGUGAUGGAUUCAGGUUUGAUAUUCAAGGCACCUGAGUUUUCAAGUGAUGAAGAUGAGUUUGAUAAUUAUGAUGAUAUGACAGAGACUAAUAGUCAUAAUUUCCAUGAAGAUGAAGCAUACAUGCGCAUGGAUGGUGAAGCGGUCUCUCAAAUAGUGGCUUUUCUUUCCUCGGAGAAGCUCAAGACUUCCAACUGCACUUCGAAUCUGGUAGCCAUUUCAUCUGACCCUUACAAUGUUGAUAAGAGUGAAACAUCUUCAUUAGUGGUUGGAGUUCCAUGUGAAGGAGCUGAUGGACUGGACACCCAAAAUCAUGGAAUCAGUACGAAAGAUACUGAUUUCAGCAUCUUGACUAGUAAAACUGGUUUGGACUGCGAUGAAGACGAGCACUGGCUCGAGAGAGCAAGUACCAGUCCCCUUGGGUGUUCCUUGGAAAAGAGAGGAGACCAAGUGAAACUACAUGGAUAUCAUUCCACUUCGGCAACUGCAUCAGAGGGAAGACUUCUCACGGAGGAUCUGUCUCAUAAUGUGAGUUUUAUAUCAGAUUGUAGUGCUAGCAAGGAUUGGCAAGGAGGUCUACUUAAUGACAGCGAUGAUGAUCAAGUAGAUCCUGGUGGAGCAAGCCUGAUCGAACUUGGUAAAGGAUGGACCGGGAGCAGUAGCACAUUCGCAAGCUUGGUCACCGAUUCCAUCAAAAAUAAAGAUCAGGUUGGCGUCAUGGAUUCAUCAGCUUCCACUGCUGACCACUACGAUGGGCAAGCUGCAAAUGAAACUGGAAGUAUACAUGAGAACACGAUGAGUGCCGCCGGCCAAAGCAACAUUGCUUCAAGUGCCAAUGACUCCAGCAGUCCCAACGAUAAUUAUGCAGGCUGUAGACUCGAACAAACACCGACUUCAGCUUCAUCCUCUGAUGAUCCAAUUUGGGAUGUCACGUUUGUUCCUGAAAGAGAUUGGAGCAGUGGAGUUCCACUACAAGUUUUGCUGGGCGAAUCAUGCGAUGAUGAGGUUCAAGACACUGCUGCCAUAGAUGCCACUGAGUACUGUAUCGCAACAGAUAAGCUUCUCGAAGGGAUGGAGAACCUUAGCCUUACAGGCGACAGUUCUGACUUACGCAAUGACUCUGGCUGCAUCAAUCAACAAAACUUCCCUAGUUUAAUAUAGACUGCAAAGAACCGAAUAACUGUGUUCAGAUGUUUAUUGGGUAUAAAUUUGGUAUCAGAAUUUAGCAUGAAAAUAAAGGUAAAGAAGGCACAACAAGACACUCUGUAUCGGGACAAGCAGUAGAAAGCUCUAUUUGUGGGCA